Molecule: messenger RNA, 1331 nt
Organism: Alnus glutinosa
Lineage: Eukaryota; Viridiplantae; Streptophyta; Magnoliopsida; Fagales; Betulaceae
Product: protein STICHEL-like
Exons: 3
Coding region: 20-886 (288 amino acids)
Source: RefSeq, a predicted model, not a curated record
UGCAUUUGGAGAUGCAGAUAUGAAAUCUAGAGCAGAAAGGUUUUUGAGCAGUAUCACAAACGCAAUGGAAAUGGUUCUGAGAUGCAGUGUAGAGGUUAGAAUCAUCCUUUUGCCAGAUAGCGAGGCUUCUAUAAAUGGUGUGAAGCUGGUUGAGUUACCAGAAGGUCUGAAGAAGGCAGAAACAGCUGUAGCAACUGACUGGGAAAAGAAGGCAGUUCACAAAAACACAAUAAAUGGUUUUUCUAAUUGUUCUCGAUUGCUUGAUGAAACCUAUCGAUCUACCUCUGGUUCAUCAGACUUAAUGGCUGAUGGAAAUGUUCAAACCAGUGAUAUGAGAGAGAGAAGACAGGAGAUUCCAAUGCAGAGAAUAGAGUCCAUUAUUCGUGAGCAAAGGCUAGAAACUGCCUGGUUGCAGACUGCAGAAAAAGGCACACCCGGAUCAUUGAGUCGUUUGAAACCGGAGAAGAAUCAAGUCCUGCCUCAAGAUGGCAUUUAUUGUCAAGAUCAGAUGGAGUCCUUGAACACAACGGCGUACUCCUCUCAGCAUUGGGAAGAUGAAUUAAAUCAUGAACUCAAAGUUUUGAAGAUUAACAAUGGAAGUGUCCUCCAGAAGGACCAAAAUGGUCGAAGGCUUGAUCGUUUUCCCAUGUCCCCAAGUUUUUUGCAUGAUAAAAGUUUAGUGGGAAAUUCCAAUAAAGAUAACCGGGGAUAUGAAUCAGGGUCAGGAACUGGAGGUUGUAGUGGACUUUUCUGUUGGAAUAACACCAAACCUCAUAAGAGGGAAAGGGUUAAAGGGACCUCAGCUCGACCACACAAAGGUGGACGGUUUUCAUUGUUUGGUGAUUGCAGUAGGCCAAAGAAAACAGAGAGCAGAUCUAGAAGUUAAAUGGGAGAAUUCAUAUUUUGGAUUUUCUGAUAUACUCUUGGUUUUCACUCCAUAUUUUUCUGUAUUUAGUUCUACAGUUGAGCCAUUCUUCAAGGAUGGGAGCGAGAAGGAAACAUGGUAUGUAAAGGUUAUGUGGUUGGCUUCUGCAUAUUCUUAGGUCCAUCCUGAUACUAUGCGAUCAAUAAAGGAAAGGGGCAUUGGAUGUGAAGUUAUUACUCUUGUUUCGCCCUUUUUGGUCUGCUGCUCAGUUCUAGUUGCAGAUGUUAAGUUAUCAUUCAAAGUGGGAGUGUCACUUGCUAAAUCCAGUGGUAAUUGACUUAUUGAAUAAUGAGUAGCUGAUUUUUAUAAUUAUUUUUAUGGGACACAGGGUGGGGAGAAUUGUAACAUGUAUUCUAAAGCCCUCUUAGGCUUCGGAGAAAAUCAUACAAGGUGAGGAGAUUGGUCU